GGGACCUGUCAGAACUUGUAGUCCAGACCGUGUGGAGCGAAGAUGGUGGUGGAAGUGAAAGGUCGGGUGGAGGCGAUGGAGGGGAACCAGCAGAGAGUGGAAGCAAACAUCCUGCUGCUGGGAGCUCACAGCGUCGGAAAGUCUGCUCUCACCGUCAGAUUUCUGACCCGGAGAUUUAUCGGAGAGUAUGGAGAAAUUGAGUCUGUGUACAGUCGAGUCGAGCGGAUCGACGGUCAGGAGGUCUGCUUUAACAUCUUGGACUCUCUGUACACACAGGACGGUGAGAUGAGUCCGUCCGUCAGUGACAAACAGCUGCAGUGGGCCGACGGGAUCAUCCUGGUCUACAGUAUCUGCGACCGUCGCAGCUUCGACGUGGUCCGUCUGCAGCUGCAGCAGAUCCGUCGCAGCAGGAAGCUAUCGUCCGCCCCUGUCGUCAUUGUGGGGAACAAACGAGACCUUAGCAAUCAUCGCAGUGUCUCCGGUGAGGAGGGACGGCUGCUCGCUCUGUCUCAACACUGCGCCUUCUUCGAGGUGUCAGCCGCAGAGACGUACCACGGCGUCCUGCUGGUGUUCCACCAGCUGGUCGACCUUGUCAGAGAGAACCGAGCGCUGAGGAAGAGCUUGGCCGGUGUCCGAGGGAUUGUCCGGAGUGUGUCCGCCGUGUUUGCAAAGAAACGAGCCGAGUAGACGAGAAUGGAAGAACCCACGGUGACAUCACAGUGAACACUUCCUGUCUUCAUGAGGGAAGGUCAGAGGUCAGAGAGGUGAUGGACAGAGGCAGGUUGGAAGAACGUGUUGACGUGAAGUUGGUCAAAGAAGGUCGUAGAAAUGUUUUGUUUCAGAGCGACGUGAGACGGCCCGAGCUGACUCGACAGAAAAACAUGCAUGGAGACUUUUAGCCAAGCUGGCACCAUGGCAACUGCCGAAACAUCUAAACAGUGAUGACAGUGGACUGAUUGUGAUGACAUGUGAUUCAUCAUUCGUGUUCAUGUAAUGAUCCUUACCUUUCAUCCAGCGCCAUCAUCAGGUCAUCAUAUUAGUGUUUAAUGACCUUCACAUUAGCCUCACCUGUACUUUAGGUUUACUGCUACAGAGCUAAUGUUAGCUAAGCACUAACACGCUAAACAUACAUGGUGAACAGGGUUAACAUUGUAGCUGCUGCACUUUAGCAUGUUAGCAUUGUUACU
Messenger RNA from Epinephelus lanceolatus (giant grouper), 1187 nucleotides. Its product is annotated as Ras-related and estrogen-regulated growth inhibitor-like protein. Gene Ontology annotation, molecular function: GTP binding; GTPase activity. NCBI's taxonomy places the organism in Eukaryota, Metazoa, Chordata, Actinopteri, Perciformes, Serranidae. The record is from RefSeq and is a predicted model, not a curated record.